Engraulis encrasicolus (European anchovy) is the source of this 1423-nucleotide messenger RNA. RefSeq names its product acid phosphatase 5b, tartrate resistant (gene acp5b). The transcript has 6 exons. Gene Ontology annotation, biological process: bone resorption. The coding region runs from base 130 to 1110 and encodes 326 amino acids. Gene Ontology annotation, molecular function: ferrous iron binding; ferric iron binding; acid phosphatase activity. Lineage: Eukaryota; Metazoa; Chordata; Actinopteri; Clupeiformes; Engraulidae. The record is from RefSeq and is a predicted model, not a curated record.
CAGACAGCUUUGUUUAGUUGCUGUGACCGACAGACCAGUUCUGUCUUCCCAUACAUACAUACAUACAUACAUUGUUGUUGGGUGGUUGCACUGCUGCUGGAUUCUUUCCCCCAGAGGCAUUCUAUCUAGAUGGACAGGCGGAUACUGCUCUGUGUGUGCUUGCAUGUAACAUGGCUUCACGCCCGUCCACAGGAAAAAGGUGCUCUGCGCUUCGUGGGUAUAGGGGACUGGGGAGGCAUACCCUUCGCCCCCUACUCUACUCCACAGCAGUGGGGGGUGGCCCGGGAGCUGAACGCCCUGACCAAGACCACAGGCCUGGACUUUGUCCUCAGCCUGGGAGACAACUUUUAUUUCAGCGGAGUCACCGACGCUGAUGAUCCCCGAUUCAAGCUCACCUUUGAGAACGUGUUCUCUCACCCAGAUCUGCUUAGUGUGCCCUGGUACGUGGUGGCAGGUAACCAUGAUCAUCGGGGAAAUGUAACCGGACAAAUUGCUUACUCUGCCCGCUCAGAGAGAUGGCGCUUCCCGGAGCUGUACUAUGAGCUGAAGUUUCCAAUCCCAGGCUCCAACGCAUCCAUGGCGGUGCUAAUGAUUGACACGGUCACCCUGUGUGGGAACACCUAUGACAAAGAUCACCCCGUCGGACCCGAGGAUCCAAAGGCCUCCGACGAGCAGUUUGGGUGGAUCGAGAACAGACUAAAGAGCGCCACGGCAGAAUUUGUGGUGGUGGCAGGGCACUACCCAGUCUGGUCUGUUGGUCAUCACGGGCCCACGCAGUGUCUGGUGGAGAAGCUGAGGCCACUACUGAAGAAGUACGACGUCACAGUGUACCUGAGUGGCCAUGACCAUGACAUGCAGUUUAACCAGGAGAGUGAUGGCGGUGCCUACGUGGUGAGUGGUAGCGGGGCCAUCGUCUCCACCUCCCUCCACCACCAGGGCAGCUUCCCCUCCUCCUGGCAGCGUUUCUCCAACACUGCCAACGCCACCAGGGGAGGCUUCGCCUACUUUGAGGCCACGGCAGACCACAUGACCGUGAACUUCAUACAGACAGAUGGGAAGUGUGUCUAUCAGACCGUGCUACCCAAGAGAAGUGUCCUACACAAAACAUAGUGACUGUCUUACAUGGGAAGGGUAUAUAUCAGAUCAUCCUACCCAAGAUAAGUGUCCUGCACAAGAGAUAAAGUAGUGACUGUUUUAGAUGGGGAAGUGUGUCUGUCAGACUCUCCUACCCAAACAAAAUGUGAAGUGUAGAGUCCUACACAAGACAUGAUGACGGUCUUCUUUCAAAGUAUUUUAUAUUGUCAACACUGUGAAUGAAGAAUUUUUGAUUAUUUUAUUCACCGCUGAAAGCUUCUCUCUGUUUUUCAGAGAUUUCCCCCCUUUUCAGAUGCUGCUAUGUGUGAUAAAUUAGUGUUUGAUCCCC